AAGAACGACUCAACUUCGUAGCCUUUGGCGUUGACACACUCGGGCCGUGGAGCAAAAGUGAGCGUGGGCUACACAUAGACCUCUGGAGGCGAUUAAGGAAGGCAACCGAACAGCAAAGACUUAUUGAAAAAGGAUCAAGUUACUAGCAACUAAAGACCUGUUUGUUGACUGUCUAAUGUGACAAUAUUUAUCACAAACUGAGAUUCAGAAUCCAGAUAAUAUUACUAAACUAAACGAUCAAUAGAUAUCACGAUGUUUGAUAAAUAUCAGUAAAUCACAGUAUUUAUUGUACGUCUAGCCUUUACAACUGAUUGUAGUGCAGUGCAAACUUCGUGGUUAAAUAAAUUAUUGCGAAUUCAUUGUCAUUGACGGGCCCUGUUGAUAAUCUAGAGAAUUCGGACUUGACCACGAUUUCAGUUUCUCGUUCCGCUAUACGACGCAAGAUGGCAAUAGUUUCUAUUUGUUGGGCAGUGAAUGGACUAUUGUAAAGCUGGCACUCACUGACUGUUACAUAGGUAUUCAAAAACCGGUGUUUAUAAAUAAACCGUAAAUGUCAGCUGAACGAAAAUGUAAUGUCAUGUCAGUCAUGUCAUUGUCAAUCGACAAUCUCAUUAUGCGGUGAUAAUGACGACUUUUCUCGAUUUAAAGUAAAUAAUGUAUUAUUUUCGCAAAGAACGACAUAAACAAAAUUAUUUCUGAUCGUAAAAAUUACUAAAGGAAACCGUUUUAUCUACCUCAUUUUAACUUGACUGAAUUUAUAUCGAUAGAGUUUUGGUAGAGGUUAUAUUUUAGUUUCUGGAAGUAGUUGAAGAGUAUAUUUACACGAAAUGUUUUGUUGGGGCAAUUCCACGCACCACGAAUUGUGUAUAGAAACAUCUCAAAACACAGAUUUGGUAUUAAAACCAACGUUCUCAAAGUGGUCAGAAAGUAACCAUGUGCAGACAGUGACAGCAGGUGAAUUCCACGCCCUUUACCUCACCAGCAAUGGUCAUUUAUAUUCAUGUGGAAAUAAUGAUGUUGGACAAUUAGGCAGGCAUACUAGCACUCCUGAUGGAUCCUCUCCUGCUUUAGUAGAAACAUUCAAAGGCUGUACAAUAUCAGCAAUAUCAUGCGGUAUGCAGCACUCGAUGGCCCUGGACGAAUGGGGACAGCCAUUCAGCUGGGGCUCGGACAUAUUAGGCCAGCUUGGCAGUAACCUAGGCUCACAUGCCCAGGACAAACCUAAGAUAGUGAAGUCUUUGGCUACGAAAAAUGUUAUACAAAUUGCGUGCGGGUCAUAUCAUUCUUUAGCUUUGACUAACAAUGGCGACAUAUACGCGUGGGGUGCUAACACAUACGGCCAAUGUGGCCUAGGAACCAUGACGAAUAAAGAGCUAACUCCUCAACACAUCGCAUCGUUGCAAGGCGUACCCAUCGCCAUGAUCGCCUGUGGAAGCAAUCACACUUUCGCGUUGACUAAAUCAGGAGCAGUGUACGGAUGGGGGAAGAACUCACACGGCCAGCUAGGGCUGCAGGACAGAGACAACAGAUGUUACCCGACACACUUGAAAGUAUUACGGAAUUCUAAAGUAUGUCACAUAGCGUGCGGGGAAGAUUUUACGGUGUUCUUAACGUUAGAAGGGGGAGUGUUCACGUGUGGCACGGGGGAAUACGGUCAGACGGGGCAUGGAGCUACCAAAAACGAACUAGUGCCUAGAAAGGUCAUGGAACUCAUGGGCAGCACAGUGACUCAGAUCGCAUGUGGGCGGCGGCACCUGUUAUGCCGCGUCGGGGAGCGCAUCCUCGCCUGUGGCUACGGUGCCCGCGGCCAGCUCGGCUGCCCUAACAUGUCUCUCGCGCUGCUGCCGACGCCUGUGCCCUUCACGCCUGGUGAUUCACCGAAUAACAGUCCGGUCAGAAGUAAGUUCUCACAAGACCUGUUCAGAGGGCCAAUGAAAGUGUACGCCGGCGGUGACCACAGCUUUCUGGUGGUGAACGGCGACAAGUCCCUGGGCACGGACUUUAGGGUCCCCGACCACAAUAAGCAGGUGUUGACGUUGAAUUUGCCGAAGCUGGCAGCUUGUGAGAUGUUUAAGGAUGAUGAUGUGGUUAAUCAAGAUCUGAUGGCGUACUUGGAAACGGUGUUCGGUGCAGCAGCCUGUAUUAACGGCUCGUUCCUGCUAGCCGAUAAUAACCACUAUGGCUGUAAUAAGAAGGUCCACGGAGUAGAUCUAAAGAAAGCAGAAGAAGCCUUCACGCUUAUAAGCAGGAUUGAGAACACUUCUAUAAAAGAGCUGAUAUUCAGUCACCUAACCGAGAACGUGAUAAAGAAGAUCAAAGUGUCUCCUCCUGACGCCGAGGCUCUUAGACUAUUCAUGAUUCUACCGCUGUACCAUGAGAUGAGAAACCCUAGACGGCAUACGGAAUUACAGGGUCCAUUUGCGGAAGCGUUCAACAAGUUGUCUAUAUACCCGCAACGCAUCGUCAAUCUAUGGUGGGAACAAGAGAGCAACGAUUACUUCGAGAUGCUCGUUGAUAUCUUCAAGAGCGUCAUCGUUUAUGAGCUGAUGCAACCUAAUGUUAGAGCGAAUAAGAAAAUUUAUUUUAGUCACAGCCUAGUUCAAAUUCUAAACACGUUGUCUUCCCUCAACAAAAUCAACUUCUCCAACCCGAAGAAACCAAAAAUACCUGCCGAGUGCUUCUACAUUGAAGAUCUAUCCAACUAUGUUGAUAUCGCUACAGACUAUAUUAAUUGGUUGGCGGACCAGGAAUCGUCAUCACCUCAUAUGUGCAACUACGCCUUCCUCUUCGACGUUCAAUGCAAAUCCCUCCUUCUAAAGAUCGACCAGCAACUCCAAAUGCAGAUGGCCGUAACGCGGGCUGCCACACAAAUAUUCACCAGAAUAUUCAUGGAUCCCGGCUAUGAGUUCCAAAGAGACCAGUUUCUAAAUCUAACGGUUUCGAGGAACCAUAUAGUGAGGGAUACUAUGCUGCAAAUCAGUAAUCAUGAUAGUUCCCAGUUAAAGAAACCACUAAAAGUAGAAUUCGUAGGCGAGGAAGCAGAAGACGCCGGCGGAGUUAAAAAGGAGUUCUUUUUGUUACUGCUGAAGGAAAUAUUCGAUCCAGUCUACGGCAUGUUCAAGCAGUCGGAGGAAACCAACAUGAUAUGGUUCUCCAAUAACCCUUUUGAAGACGACGUUAUGUAUUAUUUGAUAGGUGCUAUCUACGGUCUAGCCAUCUACAACUCCAUAAUAAUCUACGUGCCGUUCCCGCUAGUGUUGUACAAGAAGAUCCUGGGCGAGUCUAUCAUGUUAGACGACCUUUCCGACCUCUAUCCCACGCUGGCCAAUAGUCUCAAGAGUCUACUUGAAUAUCCCGAUGAAGAUGUGGAAGAUGUAUUCAGCCUAUGCUUUGCCGUUAACACGGUAGUGUUCGACCAAAUUCAAGUUCAUCCGCUGAAGGAGAACGGCGAAAACAUAUCAGUCACUCACGAGAACAAAGCCGAAUACGUGGAGAUGUAUGUCGACUUUCUACUCAACAAGUCCGUCGAGAAUCAGUUCAAGGCGUUCAAUCAGGGCUUUCAAAAGGUAUGCGGCGGCAGGAUAAUAAAGCUGUUCAGGUCCCACGAGCUGAUGUCCGUGGUGAUCGGCAACGAGGAGUACGACUGGGACCAGUUCGAGGCCAACUGCGAGUACAAGAACGGGUACACGCACACCGACCAGCAGGCCAGAUGGUUUUGGGAAGUGUUCCAUGAGCUGUCCUUGGAAGAUAAGAAGAAGUUCCUACUCUUCUUGACUGGUAGCGACAGAGUUCCCAUACAAGGCAUGAGAGAUAUCAAAAUCAGAAUCCAGCCAGUAGCCGACGAUAGGUACUUCCCUGUCGCCCACACAUGCUUCAACCUGCUCGACCUGCCGCGGUACAAGACCAAAGAGCGCCUCAAGUACCACCUGCUCCAGGCCAUCCAGCAAACGCAAGGCUUCUCCCUCGUCUGAUAUUGGUUGAACUCAAGUGAAAGACCAACCCGAAGAUGGCCCAAUAACGCUCCCAGCGAAUUCGUUGCCGUGACCACGGCACCGUCGACUAAGUGUAGUCAAUGUGAGGUAAGACCGUCUACAAGCUCUUUCGUUGCUUUUAGACGUAGACAUAGACAUAGAAAAUUUUUAUUCAACAUCACAUGAAAUGGCAGAGUUAACAGACAGUGAAAUUUAAUACAAAAUAAGCCUUAAAUUUAGACUUCAAAACUAUGAAAUGUUAUAAAGUGUUAUAUAUCUAAGGGAGAUAUAUACAUGAGUGUUAAAAAAGAGCUUGCCUCAGCAUAAUGUUUCAGUAUAUUUACUACAACGCUGGUUUUCAGGCAGACCCUUGAUAUAUUAUCCCUUACUCGCUGUUAGUCGGAAACUAAAUGGCUUAGAGUUAUGUUAAUAUAUUUUAACUUUUGCGUUUCUACACUUACGUCACUUACAGAACGUCGGUAGAGCAGAAGGUGUGAAGCUCUUCCUUUCUGACUGUCUGAGCGACGUACGUAUACAAAUACGAGUUAUUGCUUUACGACGGUCUUCCCUGCAAUCAAUUUUAUAUGGCGGUCUUACCCACAUUGAGCUUACCGUAAAAAAUGGAAAUUUCAGUCAAUGCUUCCAGCGUCAGCUUCGAACGGAUUCACUUAGAGCGUUUUCUGCAGUUAAAUCUGGGUGUUGGAAGGUAACGGAGUUGCAAACGCUGUUUUAAAUAUGUUUUAUAUCACCUUUGUAUUAUUGUCGGUUUUAGGCUAAAGGUACCACAUUGUCGGUCGUCAGUGCACAUGAUAUGCGUUAGACAAUACAGUGUCAUGUAAACGCUAUUGAACUUAGAAGAUAUAGACGAUAUCUUAUUGCAGAUUUGUGAACAUACUCCUUUCUCUACUACCGACAAAGUGUUAUCUUUUGCAAAGAUUGUGCUUUUAUGUUUUCGCCAGAAUAUAUUUUUAUAGCCAA
Molecule: messenger RNA, 4949 nt
Organism: Cydia pomonella (codling moth)
Lineage: Eukaryota; Metazoa; Arthropoda; Insecta; Lepidoptera; Tortricidae
Gene: Herc4
Product: probable E3 ubiquitin-protein ligase HERC4
Exons: 20
Coding region: 828-3971 (1047 amino acids)
Biological process (GO): ubiquitin-dependent protein catabolic process; protein ubiquitination
Molecular function (GO): ubiquitin protein ligase activity
Source: RefSeq, a predicted model, not a curated record